GCUCAGUCGAGAAUCCAGGGACAGAGGAGACUUGGAAAUCAUGGCUUCCACUACGGUGCUUCUGCUUCAGCUGCUCUUGGUCUCACUGGCUGCAGCUUCACAUCACUAUGGGGGAUCGGAGACCUACACCUACAAAGGAAGAAACCCUGAUGGAUCAUUCAGGGUGGACAUUCGCAGCAGAUCAACAUUCAGAGGAGGGUGUGGCAGGUACUACUACCCGUACUGUAGAGGCUCCUCCUGCGCCACCAUCACAGCGACAGGUACAAUUGACCGUAGCAGCCAGUGGUGUGAAACUGAAACACUCAGUACAAUGAAUGUCACGAGUGACAGACCCCUCUCAAGAAGUACACAUGGCUGUUGUUGGGUCCAGACACGCAAUAGCGUUUUUAGCUGGAAUCUCAUGACGUACAUGAAUUUGGGGACGAGAUCUGACACCAGGCAACCAAACAGAUCACCAGACACUGCCAUUCUACCUCACCUCCGAGUUCCUCACAACUGUCCACGAACAUACAACAUCAUGGCCUUUGAUCCUGAUGGCGACAGAGUUCGAUGCCAAUAUUCCAGAAAUAACCAACCUCAGGGUUUCCACUUAGACCAGAACUCUUGCAAGUUGUACUACAACAGUACCACUCCGAGUAGCACCGCUUUUGGAUUUGAGCUAGAGCUGGAAGAUCACCCUCAACGCCACAUCACUCUGAUCUACACUGGUGGACAUACAAUCACCGUACCUCCACUGAGUUUGAGGAGGAGAAAGAGAGCAGCUACCAACACCACAUAUGCUACAACCACAGCUGCUACAACAACCACCACAGCUGUUACAACCACCACAGCUGCUACCACCACACCUGCUACAACCACCACAGCUGCUACCUGCUAACCACCACAGCUGCUCCAACCACCACCACACAUGCUCCAACCACCGCAUUGUGGUGGUGGUUGUGGGACACGUCAACCACCACACGUGCUACAAC
Molecule: messenger RNA, 971 nt
Organism: Solea senegalensis (Senegalese sole)
Lineage: Eukaryota; Metazoa; Chordata; Actinopteri; Pleuronectiformes; Soleidae
Exons: 5
Coding region: 41-877 (278 amino acids)
Source: RefSeq, a predicted model, not a curated record